AUGUUAGGAAGUUAUCAGCUCAGUCUGCCGUUCAAACACUUCACCCCCAGAGGGGAAAAGGGACCGUCGCCCUCGUCUGAGACUUGACUUUUAACACAUCCUCGAACAUGAGCACGGCCCUCUGCAUCCUCCUUCCUCCAGCUUCCUCCUGCUUCCUCCUCCUUCCUCCUGCUUCCUCCUGCCUCCUCCUACCCCUCCUGUCUCCUCCUGCCUCCUACCCCUCCUGUCUCCUCCUGCCUCCUCCUGCUUCCUCCAGCUUCCUCCUGCCUCCUACCCCUCCUGGCUCCUCCUGCCUCCUACCCCUCCUGUCUCCUCCUGCCUCCUACCCCUCCUGUGUCUCCUGCCUCCUACCCCUCCUGUCUCCUCCUGCCUCCUACCCUUUCUGUCUCCUCCUGCCUCCUACCCCUCCUGUCUCCUCCUGCCUCCUACCCCUCCUGUCUCCUCCUGCCUCCUAGCCCUCCUGUCUCCUCCUGCCUCCUACCCCUCCUGUCUCCUCCUGCCUCCUACCCCUCCUGUCUCCUCCUGCCUCCUACCCCUCCUGUCUCCUCCUGCCUCCUACCCCUCCUGUCUCCUCCUGCCUCCUACCCCUCCUGUAUCCUCCUGCCUCCUACCCCUCCUGUCUCCUCCUGCCUCCUACCCCUCCUGUCUCCUCCUGCCUCCUACCCCUCCUGUCUCCUCCUGCCUCCUACCCCUCCUCCUCCUCCUGUCCUCCCUCCUCCUGCCUCCUACCACUCCUGUCUCCUCCUGCCUCCUACAGCCUCCUGAUGCCUCUUCCAACCUCUUCCAACCUCCUCCAUUUUCCCCCUGCUUCCAACAGCAUCCUCCUACCUCCUCAUGCCUCUUCCUGCCUCCUCCUGCCUCCUCCUACCCCACCAGCCUCCUCCAGCCUCCUCGUACCCCAACCAGCCUCCUCCUGCCUCCACCAGCCUGA
Messenger RNA from Coregonus sp. 'balchen', 931 nucleotides. NCBI's taxonomy places the organism in Eukaryota, Metazoa, Chordata, Actinopteri, Salmoniformes, Salmonidae. The record is from the annotation of a GenBank genome assembly.